ACUCGCCAUGUGGCAGCUGCCCUUCUGGAGCCACCUGCAAUACCACAGUAGAAGUAUCGCAACGUGCCCUUGCUCCGUACUGUUUGUGUCCUGCCGGCUAUGCCAUGACCCCAGACGCUUGCAUCAAAGGUGGCAAGUCUACGGUGGGAGCAGCUAGUAUGACGUUCGUCAACGACAACGUAAUAGACGGGGGAUCCCGCCCGUACACUGUGCGCGCCAACCUCAAUGCAUGCACGCCAGUUCCCAAGGAGAGGGUUGGCAACUUCACGAGACGAUUCAUUGUGUACGAUGCAAACGACGGCACGCCACUGUUCAGCAGCCGCGAGUUCUGGAGCGGCGACAACUGUACAGGGGAACUUCUGUUCCAAAGGACUAUGCCAACCAUUCCUUUACUAGCAGAACUCGUCAG
This is a messenger RNA of Closterium sp. Naga37s-1, 409 nucleotides long. Lineage: Eukaryota; Viridiplantae; Streptophyta; Zygnematophyceae; Desmidiales; Closteriaceae. The record is from the annotation of a GenBank genome assembly.